Populus euphratica (Euphrates poplar) is the source of this 1045-nucleotide messenger RNA. RefSeq lists its product as uncharacterized. The record is from RefSeq and is a predicted model, not a curated record. The transcript is spliced from 4 exons. Bases 201 to 773 code for a protein of 190 amino acids. NCBI's taxonomy places the organism in Eukaryota, Viridiplantae, Streptophyta, Magnoliopsida, Malpighiales, Salicaceae.
AAAACAGAUUUGUAAGCAAACACAUCAUUUCUCUCCCUCUGUCAUGUCUUCUCCGACAAAGUCUCUAAUCCAAACCUCACUUUCACCCCACCCCCUUUCUCUCUAAAUCCUAACUCUCUCCCUCUCCAUAAAAUCCACAAACAAUCCCAUCGUUUCCUUGUCUAGUUCUCGAUUAAGUUCGACUCGUAGUCGGGGAUGCGAUGCGAUUCUUUAAGAGGUUAGCGGGGUUUCUUGGAUUUGCUAAAGAUGAUGGAGGCCACGAAGUGAAUGACCAACAAGAACAAGAAGAAGACGAAGAAGACGAAGAAGAUCAUCAUCAACACCCCAACCAGGCCUCUUUUCGCUCUAAUUUCCAAGAAACCGGGCUUCCCCGUAAAGGUUUUAGCGUUCCUCUCCAAGUCGCCGUCGAACGCCCCCAGCUUGGACCCGUAAUCGUCUCCUGCAACUCCGGCGAUGGCGGCGUUCAGAGUGUUUUCUGUUCCUGUGCUGCUGAAGUUAUUUGUUAUUUCAUCAUCGCCUCUGUAAAUUUUUCUAAGGGUCUGAGAUGGUAUGCAAAACGACUCAGGAUCGAUGAAGAUGGAGACGUGGCGGAUGAGUUCUUUGAUGAGGUUUUACCAGAUACAUCUUCCAGGGUUGAUGAACAGCACAAGCCUCUGCCGAGGUUUGAAGUGAAGUACAGUACCUGGCCAGCUAAAAUCAAGAAGCAGAUGAUUUCACAUGAUGGAAAAAUUCAACAGCGUGUGGAACAUCAAGGGAGACUGCAGUGGGUAUAAUGGUCUUCAUGUUCAGGGCUCAUGGGUGGCUGGGUUUCAUCUGUAAGGUCUUUAGGGUAGGUUUGCUGCCGGGUUAUUCUUUUAGAAUAGAUUCACGCUUUGUUUUUGUGGUGUGAAGACCCUAGACCCAACUGUAUUGUUGUUUAAGUUACAAGGCUUUGUCCAACUGGUUUGCGAUAAGAUUUUAAUUUAGACCAUCUAAUCAGAUAAAUGUCACAGAUGCCCUAGAAAACUGACUCUGUUGGAGUUGAAUGCAUGCACCAAUUGAUCCA